Thermochaetoides thermophila DSM 1495 is the source of this 360-nucleotide messenger RNA. Its product is annotated as 40S ribosomal protein eS26. Gene Ontology annotation, molecular function: structural constituent of ribosome; mRNA binding. NCBI's taxonomy places the organism in Eukaryota, Fungi, Ascomycota, Sordariomycetes, Sordariales, Chaetomiaceae. Gene Ontology annotation, cellular component: ribosome; cytosolic small ribosomal subunit. Gene Ontology annotation, biological process: translation. The coding region runs from base 1 to 360 and encodes 119 amino acids. The transcript has 4 exons. The record is from RefSeq and is a predicted model, not a curated record.
AUGGUCAAGAAGAGAAAGAAUAACGGCCGCAACAAGAAGGGCCGCGGCCACGUCAAGCCCAUCCGGUGCUCCAACUGCGCCCGGUGCACCCCCAAGGACAAGGCCAUCAAGCGGUUCACUAUCCGCAACAUGGUCGAGUCUGCGGCUAUCCGUGAUAUCUCGGACGCUUCGGUGUUCGCCGAGUACACGGUUCCCAAGAUGUACCUCAAGCUGCAGUACUGCGUCUCUUGCGCUAUCCACGGCAAGAUUGUCCGUGUCCGUUCCCGUGAGGGCCGUCGCAACCGCGCUCCUCCCCCGCGCGUCCGCUACAACAAGGACGGCAAGAAGAUUGUCCCCACCCAGGCUCCCAAGACUGCCUAA